Andrographis paniculata is the source of this 2000-nucleotide messenger RNA. RefSeq lists its product as uncharacterized. The transcript has 5 exons. Gene Ontology annotation, cellular component: Golgi apparatus; membrane. The coding region runs from base 296 to 1795 and encodes 499 amino acids. Gene Ontology annotation, biological process: transport. The record is from RefSeq and is a predicted model, not a curated record. Lineage: Eukaryota; Viridiplantae; Streptophyta; Magnoliopsida; Lamiales; Acanthaceae.
AAACCCGAAGUCGCCGACAGCGCCAAAGUAACGAUAAGUCGAUUGGAAUCUGCUACGACCGGUAGCGCGUUGAAUCUGCUGACGUGGCGUGAUCGCGUAGAAUCGAGCAAGAUGUGCGGUGACGAUUAGGUAGGUGACCUGCCCAGAGUGAUGAUAGCGCCACAGAUAAACUGUGCUCGACCUCGACGACGCUAAUUCUGUGUCGAGGUGCCGCUGGUGGUGGUCUCCUUCGCCGGGAUCGACUGACUAUCUCCACACCAGAUCUUAAGCUCAAUUCGAAUUCCGCGCGGCGGAAAUGCUUCGAUUGAGCUUCGUAAUCGCAAUCCUGUCGCUGGUGUCGGUUUGCAUUGAAGCAUCCGUCCAUCAGUACGAUGGGGAGAAGUUCGUCAGUAAGGGCAAUGCAUUUGUUGUACACGGCGGAAGCGAGGGGAUUUACUCGUCGGCACCCGAACUCAAUGAGUCAUACCCCGGGGGAUCUUUUAUUAGGUUUGAAAAGGUUAUAUUCCGGAGGCCAAUGGAGUUUUCUAAUUUCAGCUCAGGAUCAAUUCAUGCAGUUGUGUUUGAGGUAGAUGAUAGGAAGACUAUAGGGGGGUCUGCCUAUGGGGGGCAGAGAGCUGUGUGUUGCACAGCAGAUCUUGCAAAACUAGGAGUUUGCAAGGAAGGUGAAAUAAUUCACCGCCCUUCAGUUGAUAAUCCAGGUUGGCCUCAAGUAUUUGGAACCUCGUUUGGCAUGGACAUGACGGAAACUAUUCUGCAUCCAAAAUCAAUACAAAUUACAAAAACAGGAAUGUAUAAUGUCUAUUUCAUUCACUGUGAUCAACGACUGAAGGAGGCUGCUGUUGAUGGGAUGACUGUGUGGAAAAAUCCUACCGGUUACCUCCCUGGUAGAAUGGCGCCGCUCAUGAAGUUCUAUGGGUUCAUGUCUCUAGCAUUUGUGGUGCUUGGAAUCUUUUGGUUUUCGCAGUACGCAAGAUUCUGGAAAGAAGUUCUUCCACUGCAGAACUCUAUUACAGUUGUGAUAACGCUUGGAAUGUUUGAGAUGGCUUUGUGGUAUUAUGAUUAUGCUGAGUUCAAUGGAAGUGGAGUAAGACCAACUUCAACCACUGUCUGGGCAGUUACUUUUGGAGCUGUGAAACGUACUGUAUCGAGAUUGAUUAUCCUGAUUGUGUCUAUGGGUUAUGGUGUAGUCAGGCCCACCUUAGGUGGUCUUACAUCGAAGGUUCUUCUACUUGGAGGGACUUUCUUUGUGGCAUCAGAAGUUCUGGAAUUGAUUGAAAAUGUUGGUGCCGUGAGUGAUCACUCAGGAAAAGCUAGACUAUUCCUUGUCCUUCCUGUGGCGAUUAUGGAUGCUUUCUUUAUCAUUUGGAUAUUUACCUCACUUUCUUCGACUUUGAAUAAGCUUCAGGCUAGGAAACUGACGGCAAAAUUAGAUAUUUACAGGAAGUUCACUAAUGCAUUAGCAGUUUCAGUAAUAUUAUCAGUUGGCUGGAUUUGCUAUGAGAUCCAUUUCAAGUCACACGAUGCGUACAACGAGCAAUGGCGUAACGCCUGGAUCAUCCCUGCCUUUUGGCAAGUGUUGUCUUUCUCACUCUUGUGCGUCAUAUGUGCUCUUUGGGCUCCAUCCCAAAACUCAAUGAGGUAUGCAUACACUUCGGAUGAGGCUGAAGAGUUCGAAAAGGAUGAGACAGUGGCACUUAUAAAAUCAUCCCCUCUGGCUUCAAAGGAUGUGUGGAGUCCCGAACUUGGACUUGCCGAGAGAGGCAAUGGUAAUGUCGAAGAGGAGAAAACUGCAUAAGAGAAAGGAAUCAAAUGCAGGUAUGAAGUCCAUUUCUUUGAUGAUAUUGAAUUUCUCACUUUAUGUUCUUUGUUUUCUGUAUAUUAUGAAAGGCAUGAAGAAGAGUGUCUUUUUUAUCCCUUUUGUUGUCUAGUACAGUUUAUAUUAUAUAUACAUAUUUACAAUUAAAUUGAAUUAUGGUAUAAAUAUAAUACAUUCCUAUGCA